AGGAGAGAGAGGGGGGGGGGUGGAUUUGAGCUUUAGAAGAGGAGAAGCUAGUAGCAGUGCUGUUGUUGCAGGGUCAGUCUGGGAAACUAGAAUGAAGAAUGAUGACGUUAAAGGUGGAAUUAAGGUUUUCAAUGGUGAAGAAAAUGGCAAUGCUGGUGGUACUGGUAGUAAAAGGUUGAGCUUGAAGAAAGGUCAAACCGUUGGCGGCGGUGUGGGCAAGAGGAAGAACUGGAAAAAUGAAAGCUUUGAAGGGUUAGAGAAGAACCCAAUUCAGAUUUCCAAAGGCAAAAUCCAAAAUCAGGUUGCUAAAGGAAGAUCUCUGGAGCAUUGCAAAGACGUGAGCUUGUCUGUUGAUGGGAUUAGUAAGAAAAGUCCUGUUCAAGUCAAGAAAGGAAGAUCUGAAGGAACGAGGGAGCAGAAUAAGUCUGUUGAUGGAAUCGAGAGAAGCCCAAUUCAUAUGAAGAAACCAAGAUCUGAAGUACCCAUAAAGUCCGCUGAGCUGAGAAAAAACGGAAAUGUAGCUGGUGAGAGAAUGGAGGAGAAUUCAGUUCAAUUAAGGAAGGCAGAAUCAGAUCAGUCAGCAAGUAAUGGGAAGAUAAACGAAGGGAAUGAAAAAGCUUUGGGUUUGGAUGAUCAAAAGGAGGGAAAUAAUGUUUCCAUUGAAGAAAACGAGAAGAAUGGAUCUGAGUCUGAGGAGAAUUGUAAAGAGUUUGGUGUGUGCCAAGAAAAUGUCAUUACAAGCAGUACAAGCAAUGGGGAGUUAGUAGGAUCAUCUCCAGAUGUAUCAGUUGAUGAUGAUGAUGGUGGUGGUGGUGUUGAAGAUGAUGAUGAAUCUUCUGAAGAUGAAGAAGAGGAGGAGGAAAUUGAGGUGGUUGGGAAUGAAAAGAAGAGUUUUGAUGACAUCAAGGAAAUGAAUGUACAAGAGAAGCAGCCUGACAAAGUGGCUGAUGAAGUGAAGAAAUUACCAGAAACAAAACCUGAAAAAGCUGUCAAUGAAGUUAAGAAAAUUAGCCAAUUCCAUAACAGAAGUGCACCAUUUUCUUCAACAGUGAAAAAACAGUCUCCGCCGGUUGUAAAACGUGCCACACCACUUUGCACAACUCCUACAGAAGUUGCAAAAUCCACUCCUUUUUCAGCCUCAGAUGAUUAUCAUUACCAGAGCUUCCCACAAACUCAGAACAAAUGGCAGAAUCUAGUUGAUUUAGUAAUGUGGAGAGAUGUACCGAAAUCAACAUUGGUGUUUGGGAUGGGAACAUUUAUCAUUAUCUCCUCUUCUUACACCCAAGGCCUCAACAUCAGCUGUAUUUCUGCAAUUUCGUACAUGUGUCUUGCUUACCUAGCCUUCAUAUUCCUUUACAGAUCAAUAAUCUGCAGGGGAGUUGUGGAUACAGAGGAAUCAAGCUAUGUGGUUGGAGAAGAAGAAGUUUUUUGGGUACUUAAAUUGGUCCUUCCUUACUUGAAUGAGUUCCUAAUAAAGCUGAGAGCACUCUUUUCUGGUGAUCCUGCAACAACCAUGAAGCUGGCAGUGCUGCUGUUUGUUUUGGCCAGGUGUGGCAGCUCUAUAACCAUCUGGAAAAUGACCAAACUGGGUUUUUUUGGCGUUUUCACGGUUCCAAAAGUCUGCUCUUCUUAUUCCCAGCAAUUAACUGCCUACGGAAAAUUUUGGAUUCGGAGGUUUCGAGAUGCGUGGGAGUCGUGCACACAUAAAAAAGCCGUGGCGAUGGCCAUCUUCACUCUGGUUUGGAACCUGUGUUCCGUCGUGGCUCGAAUUUGGGCAGCAUUCAUGCUGUUUGUGGCCCUGCGAUAUUAUCAGCAAAAAAUGGUGGCAGAUGAUUGGGUGGAGGAUGAAGAUGGGCCUAGUUGUGGGCAAACAUCAAAAGGACCCAUGUGAACACAAAGACACGGCCUUGCUCCUUCUAGGGUCGAUGUAAUUAAGGGAGCCUAAGAUUGUUUGUUGGCCCAUGCUUACAGUAGGUGCCGGUUCUUUUAUUUCUACUUCCAAUUCAAGAUAUAGUUUUAUAGUAGCAUAUAUAUUGGGGGCAAAAUGCCAGAAUAAUGCAGUAUGGGAAAAUUUUUUCCCACAAUAACGUGGUUCCAAUAUUAUUUUCUUAUCUAAGGUAUUUUCAUAGGACACGCUUAAAGACCUCAAGAUGCCUUGGCGUUUUCAGGCUAAAAUUUUACAUGCAUAAUCUAUAAGGAUUAUUAGCCAUCUUUAGUUAAAUUCUUUCUCAUUGCUGUACAUUUUUUUAAUUUAAAAAUUAUGGACGCCUUGCUUACCCGACGUUGUUACUGUUCACAUGGGGCCAGCGACGAAGUGCAGGCGUAGCGAGCAGGGGGAGUAGUGAUGAGCAGGUGCAACUACCUUUUUUUUUUAAUAUAAUUGCAUGCAGCAUGCAUGUGAACUGGACAACUCUUCCCUCGCCUGGACCCAUGUGAACAGUGAAAUGUACAGUAAUCAGAGGAAGAAUUUAACUAAAGAGUCCGAGUAAUCUCGUUGAUUAUGAAUGCAAAAUUUUUAACCUCAAAACGUCGAGAUAUCAUGAGGUCUUUAGGCAUGUACUGUAAAAAAU
Hibiscus syriacus is the source of this 2570-nucleotide messenger RNA. Its product is annotated as reticulon-like protein B21. The transcript is spliced from 9 exons. The coding region runs from base 92 to 1891 and encodes 599 amino acids. The record is from RefSeq and is a predicted model, not a curated record. Lineage: Eukaryota; Viridiplantae; Streptophyta; Magnoliopsida; Malvales; Malvaceae.